Vitis riparia (riverbank grape) is the source of this 3487-nucleotide messenger RNA. Its product is annotated as AP2/ERF and B3 domain-containing transcription factor At1g50680-like. The record is from RefSeq and is a predicted model, not a curated record. Gene Ontology annotation, biological process: regulation of DNA-templated transcription. Lineage: Eukaryota; Viridiplantae; Streptophyta; Magnoliopsida; Vitales; Vitaceae. The transcript has 5 exons. Bases 2014 to 3087 code for a protein of 357 amino acids. Gene Ontology annotation, molecular function: DNA binding; DNA-binding transcription factor activity.
ACACCCUUCCACUUGGACCAAACGACAAGGGAAUGCAAAUUGCAAAAGCACACCCCAUAAUCUCCACACCCGGCCUCACCGCCUCUCUCUGGCACGAAUCUCUUUCUCUCACUAACUUUCACCGGAGAUGUGGGUGGUGGGAGAUGGGUUGGUGUGAAAUGGAAGGUGGAAGAGAGACGAAAGUGAAACAAAAGGAAGAAAAAGGCGAGGGAGAUUUUUGAGUGUGGGGCUUUGGGGGGAUUAUGGAUUGUGGGAAACCCUAAUUGGGUGUUGGUGUAUGAGUGUGUGUUAGAAAAGAAAAGGGAGUGGAUGGUCUGGGGAUUGUUGAGGGAAGGGUUUUGUAUAAAUGGGAGGAGGUGCACAAGGAGAAGUGCUGGGAUCAGAUCUGAUUGAAAAAUUUUGCGAAGAUAAGAGGGAGACGAGAGAGAGACUGACAGAAGAGAGUGAGCACAUGCAGGCAAUUUGUAUAAGGGUAUACCUAUGCCGGUGCGUGCUCACCUCUCUUUCUGUCAGCUUCAGGUGCUGCCUCUCUCACCUCUACUAUCUCAUCCCUUCUGCUUCUCCACUUACACUUCUUCCUUCGUUCUUUCUUUUCUAUAUCUAUUUAGUCUAUAUAUACUGUCUUUGCUGUUCUCCCUCUAGAAAAAAGGAAGACACCCUCCGAAAUGACAUAUCUUGCAGGCUUGACCGAUCAACUUUUGCAGUUCAGUUCCCCUCCCUCUCCGGAAUCUACGGCGUUUCUCUCUCCUUACACUUUAUUUUUGUUUUCUUUCAAGAACUAAAAUUAAAAUCUCCCUCUCUGUACCCUCGUAAUGAUUGGAGUUGAACAAGGCAAGAACUUUGAUGAGAAGUUCAUCGGAGAGGUAAGGUUGCAAAGCCACAUCCACCACCAGUCGUUUGCAUUUUGUUUCCUUUUCUUUGAUAUAUAUUUGGAAUUAUGAGCAGGCCCGGCAAAAGCCUUGUAUGGCUUUUUCGAUUUCUGGAUGAAGAGAAAUACGACCAACAGUGGUUCGAAUGUAUAUAGAAAGAAAAUUUCUUCUUUUACACUUCUUACCAUUAGAUAGUGUCCAUAAAUCUCAUGAUAGGUACUCAAAGAUUCAUACUGAACUUAGAUGGGAGCUUCUGAUCUAGUUGCCACCGGAGGCGACUGAGGGCAGCAGUUUAGUUGUUUGCAUUUUAUUUCUUUUUCUUUGAUAUUUUUUCGGAAUAUAAUAUUUAUAAUGGUGCUUGAAAGCGUGACUUUUGAUGGUCCUCUUGUUGGAGAGGACGAAGUUGAAGGUACGCCUGGUUCCUGUACAGAUUUAACGGAAAACUGUAUUUUUUUUUGGAAUAUAAAUUCUACAUGUUCACGUUAUUAGCUUGUUUCAAAAGCCCUCUCUUUCUCUCCUCCCCUCCUUUGUCUAGUGGAUCCUGCGAUGUCUACUGGACCAUUUUCCGGAGCUUUCAUAUAAUUCUUUGGCUCCUUGAUGUGGGUUUCGUAUCACGGAGUCGUUGUAUGAAGAAAGAGUGGUCCUUUUGGGAAUGAGUCAUUGUGCAUGGUUCCCAAUAUGGGAAGAUUCCCUCGUUUCCAUAUCUGGGGAGAUACGGACUAUUUUAUUGCCUUGUCCGAAAACGAUUGCAGAAGAGAUUUUCCUUAUACAGCACUUAUUGCUUGGUGCUGGGAGCAAUAGUCAGCUUCACCAUAAAAUCACCCAGAGCAAGAAAUGUUAUCUGGAAGACUUCUGGUCUCUUCCUCAGUAUUGCACUCUUCAUUGGAUCUUAAUAUCUUACCCCCACUUGGUGCCAAAGACCAAAAUUUGUAUCUCCACUCUUUCCUUUGUGAAGCAUGUGCUGCAUACCAUACCAUAUAUGAGAAGCCAAAAGCAUAAACCUUAGUUGGUGCUUUUGUUUUUUCUCGUCUUAUAUAUCUUAAAGGAUGCUCCAGUUCCAUAUCUCUAAGACCAAAGGGAUGGGCCCACUCAAGUAAUACUCAACCAUGGAUCAUGAUCGGGACUGCAAAAUUAAAGAAUUAGAAUGGAAGAGGAAAUAUUAAGUGUGAUAUCAAAUGGAGGAACAAAUGUGAUUGUAGAAGCUUCAGAUUCGAACAGCAGCAGUCUCCCAUUUCAUGGAAGCAAGCGCACAAAACAGGGUAUUAGUGUCUCUUCUGGAAGGUUCAAAGGGGUUGUACCUCAGCAAAAUGGGCACUGGGGUGCACAAAUAUAUGCCAACCACCAGCGAAUUUGGCUUGGUACAUAUAAAUCAGAAACUGAAGCAGCAAUGGCUUAUGAUAGUGCAGCCAUCAAGCUCCGAAGUGGGGACAACCACAGGAAUUUUCCAUGGACUAACCUCACCAUUCAAGAGCCCAACUUCCAAAGUUUUUUCAGUACUGAAACGGUAGUAAACAUGAUUAAGGAUGGCUCCUACCCAUCCAAGUUUGCUGAAUUUCUGAAGACUGAAUCACAGAGAGGAGAAACAGAAGUACUCAGUCUUGACCAAGUGGGUGUGCACCGGAAUGGAAGGUUUAUGUGUAGGCUUCUUUUCCAGAAGGAGCUUACCCCAAGUGAUGUGGGUAAGCUCAACAGGCUUGUGAUCCCAAAGAAAUAUGCUACUAAGCACUUUCCUCCUAUUUCUGAAAGCGUGGAAGAAAAUGAGGAUGGUGGUGCAGCGGCCGACAUGCAGCUGGUUUUUUAUGACAGGUUAAUGAGGCUAUGGAAAUUCCGGUACUGCUAUUGGAGAAGUAGCCAGAGUUAUGUCUUCACAAGGGGUUGGAAUCGGUUUGUAAAGGACAAAGAACUAAAUGAAAAUGACAUUGUUACUUUCUACCUGUGUGAGUAUGGACAAGGGACAAAAGAGGGCCGAACAUUCUGUAUGAUUGAUGUAGCUUAUGACAGGAACACUGAUGGCCGGGAUGCAAACAAUGGUAGCUUUGUUGAAGGGCCUAAUCGAUAUGUUGGGCUGCAAAUCGAGUUGCAACAAGAUUUGAAGCAAAAUAUCGGGUAUAACAAGCAUGAGAGGAAAUCCCAAGAAGAGGAAGAGUCUGUGGGAACUGAACCAGCACUUGAGGGGCAGAAAAAAGGUCUUAGACUUUUCGGUGUACAAAUUGGCUGAAAAGAACAUGGUUUCGGCACUGAUUUUGCAUCUCUUAUUAUUUCAUUGAUCACUUUCCGGUGAUAUUGUUAGUUGAAUUCAUUACAGGAGUAGUUUAGGUGUUAAAUGGAAACAGUGGCAUCCUUGAGGAGGAUACUUGUUGAGUUCAUUUCAUGAGUAGUUUUGCUGUUAAGUGGAAAUAGUAGUAUCCUUGAGGAGGAUGCCGAUAAUUUGGCAGAAUAUUGAAAUAUGUACUUUCCAUUGUCCCCCAAAACAACAAUUGGACAUCAAUCAGUUUUCAUAUGUAUAAAUGUAUAUAUGUGUGUAUAUAUUUGCUAAUGUGGGAUGCAUUGGUCUCAUUAAGGCCUCCAAACUUUGUACACGUGAUAGGAGCAGAUUAAGUAAAGAGUUGAUGUAGUCA